Kwoniella shivajii is the source of this 1515-nucleotide messenger RNA. RefSeq lists its product as uncharacterized. NCBI's taxonomy places the organism in Eukaryota, Fungi, Basidiomycota, Tremellomycetes, Tremellales, Cryptococcaceae. Bases 1 to 1515 code for a protein of 504 amino acids. The transcript is spliced from 8 exons. The record is from RefSeq and is a predicted model, not a curated record.
AUGGUAUCAUGGGCGAAUGCUCCCUAUGUACAUUUCUCCAAUAGCAGUCAUCUCGAUUCAUUGUCCAACAACACCGACCCAUAUACGAUAUACUAUGGCCAAGAAGCUGUUGUUUCUCCUUCAAAAGUCAUAACCUAUGGAGUUUUGAAUAUCACUGGAAUUGCUUUACUCUCACUAUUGUUAGGAACAAUAUUCUAUUCAAAGUUGAGAAAGACAUCAAGAUCCAUAUCCAGAUCAGAAUCGAAAAUACAAAGAGAUCCAUGUUUGAUUAACGCUUUUAUAGUAUUGAUUUUGGUUAGCUUGUUAAAUAUCUUAUAUUGGUUAGCUUCAGAAGGAACUAUAACGAAAUAUGAGAUUGUUUACCUGCCCCACGUCAAGCUGUGUAGAGCUCAAGCAAUCUUGCAAGCUGGUUCUCAAUCUGCUCAGGUAUCAGUGGUGUCAUCAGUCGUCAUAAGGUUAUGGCUUAAGACUAUAAGCAUAACAAGACCGUGGUACGAUAAAUUUCGAGGGAGGAAGACUUUGAUUUUUCUUUUGGCUGUACCAUAUCUUUGUGUCAUAGGAUUUGUGCCGAAGAUGGUCAUACUUACUAACGACCCAAAAAGCACUUUGCUGAUUCCUACACCGUUUUAUUGUUCUCUUUUGGAUCUAGAAAUUCGUAGAUCUUAUCAAAUACUAACUGGAGUAAUCGCUCUGUUCACGUUACUCAUAGAGCUUUGGAUAAUCCAAUUGAUAUCCUCCCAAUUCCGACAAACGAGUAAAACGUCAGAUACUGCCAUCCAAUCAGUCAACGCUUCUCAAGGUGUUCAAAUUGAUACUAUACAUCCACAAAGGAAAAUCAAAAUCACAUUUUAUAUAAGAGUUUCAAUAUUUCUCAUUUGGACAUUAGGAAUGCUCUUCACCAGUUUAUGGCAAGCUUUCGAUAGUACAAUCACGGACGCUACUAGUGAUUUGGUAUUUGCUUGUAUGGGUAUACUUGCUUUCAUCUGUUUUGCCACCCAGGCAGAUAUACUUGCAGCAUGGAACAUUCCAGCUACGAUUCCUGAAUGGAGAAGGAAAUUUAAACUUGAUCCUCCAAUCGAAUCGACACCCAAAAUACCUAGAUCGAGAGGAGAUCGCAACAAUCAUAAUUACAACGAGUUUGAUCGCUAUUACACGCAGGACAACACAAAAGAGUAUCCUCACAGCCAACCUCGCUUUACACGCCCUACGCCAACACCAAGAGGAUUAGGUUUAUCAAUCGAAUUAGGCGAUUUUAUAGGUAAUUCAAAUCAAGCUUCUGAUGUCGAUCCCUGGUCAAAUCGACUCAACCUCAAUUCAGAUAUCGAAAGAGGACAUACCCUCAAUCCAGGCAUAAUGCCAGAUCAACAUACUGCCAAUUUAGAGAAAGUGGGGAAAUCUGAAGCUGAUCAUGUAGAACGUAUAGAUCAAGUCAAUGAAGAAGAAGAAGUAAUACAUUUACCUAUUUUGGAUUUAUCAGGCAACACAAUCACUUCGCAGCAUAGGCAAGGGGAUUAA